UUUUUAGACACUCGCCGAGAUGUUGCCCUUGAUACUACUGGCGCUAUUGGUUGGACCAAGCUCUCUGUUUGCAAGCGCAAGCUAUUUCCGUGUAUGUUACUACACUAACUGGGCGCAGUACAGGGGGUUGGCGAAGUACACUCCUGAUAAUAUCGACCCUUCCCUCUGCACCCAUAUCGUCUACGCCUUCGCCAAAAUGAAUGCUGAUAACAGCAAGCUGGCAAUGUUCGAGUGGAACGAUGCGGCCAUGUACAAAAAAGUCAACGACCUGAAGAGCAGCUCGAACAUGAAGACGCUUCUGGCCGUCGGGGGCUGGAAUAUGGGAUCUGGACCCUUCCAAGACAUGGUCAGUACAGCGAGUAGAAGAAAGAUCUUCAUCGACGAUGCGAUUCUGUUCUUGAGAAAUCACAUGUUUGACGGCUUGGAUUUGGACUGGGAAUAUCCAGGGGCUCGCGGUUCGCCGCCAGAAGACAAGCACCGCUUUACACUUCUCUGUCAAGAGCUCUUGGCUGCAUUUGAGACUGAAGCUGCUAACACAGGAAAACCAAGGCUGCUACUGACGGCAGCAGUAUCUGCAGGGGAGACCACGGUGAAAAACGGCUACGAGAUAUCAGCCUUGGGUCAAGCCCUGGACUGGAUCAAUCUGAUGUCGUAUGAUCUUCACGGGGACUGGGAAGACACCACGGGGCAUCACGCGGCCAUGGACUCAAGCACAGGUGAUCCCCUCACUGUCACGCAUGCAGUGGACUUGUGGAUCGCGGGCGGUAUGCCAUCUAACAAGAUCGCACUCGGUAUCCCCUUAUACGGGCGAUCUUUUACCCUUAAAACGGCAAACAAAACUCUCGACGCCCCAGCAACAAAAGGAGGGCAGGGCCCUUACACCAAAGAAGCUGGCUACAUCGCGUACUUCGAGAUCUGCAAGAUGGGACUUAGUGUGACCCGCGACCCGGUGCUUGUAUCCCCGUACGGUGUAGAUGUGAAUAAUCAGUGGGUAGGAUAUGAUGACGUCACGAGCGUACAGGAGAAAGUAAACUACAUCAAGAAAAAAAGUCUGCUUGGCGCCAUGUUUUGGUCCAUGGAUUUGGACGACUUUAAAGGAGACUGUGGCCAGGGGAGUUACCCUCUGAUGACAGCCGUGAAAACUGGACUGACGGGUGUUGCUCCUGACCCAACCCCCGCCCCUAACCCCCUCCCCCUCACGGACGCCGUUGCAUCCUCAAACAAGAUGACAUGCACCGUGAAACCCGGGUUUGCCAUUAUCACGGACGAGUGGUGCCAGCAGAUCUGUGACAACAAUUACUGCUAUGAAAAGUCCUGCGACUGCGUGCAACCUUGAGCCGACUUGUCCAGGAUUAGUGGGGACUAACAUAGUUAUCAGACAGGUCACCAGAGUUUUCAAAGCAAUAUGCCAGUAUUUUCUUAAGAGUUCAUCUGUCCAGGAUGAUCUUUUAGUCCUUUCAGUUAUCAAAGACUCGCUACCAAGGUCUUCAAAGCAAUAGGCUUGAUUUUCUUGAGCCUACAUUUCCAGAACAUGUCACCUUAAAGUUUGCACUAGCAUAGUUAUCAAACCUGACGUGCUCCUGACCCAACUCGACAAAGAUGCCAAUAGACAACCAUCUCAAGUGCCAAGCUAUUGCUUUGUUUGGCCACGGUAUAUAGGUAUAAAGGUUUUGUCUGUAAUUCUCGUCUUGUAGAUUAUGGAUAGUGGUGGUCUUGUCAGGUAUAUAUUCUAGAGAGUAAAAUAUAAACGAGCAUCCAAUAAAGAGGCAUUCAUGCA
This is a messenger RNA of Nematostella vectensis (starlet sea anemone), 1777 nucleotides long. Its product is annotated as chitotriosidase-1. Gene Ontology annotation, molecular function: chitinase activity; chitin binding. The transcript has a single exon. Bases 20 to 1336 code for a protein of 438 amino acids. Lineage: Eukaryota; Metazoa; Cnidaria; Anthozoa; Actiniaria; Edwardsiidae. Gene Ontology annotation, cellular component: extracellular region. The record is from RefSeq and is a predicted model, not a curated record. Gene Ontology annotation, biological process: chitin catabolic process; carbohydrate metabolic process.